UCGCCGAACGGCAUUUACCCAGAAUCCCUCGAGACUACAAUUCCCGUCGUCGCCCGCGCGGCCUCUUCCCCAGAGCCAAUCAGCGGCGGACAGGUCGCUAAGUGGGAAGGAAGAGACAAGAUGGCGGCGAAAGGCGGCGGCAGCGGAGGAAGCGGCGGUGGCGGCGCCGCGAAUAGGAACGGGAUAUUAGAGAAGUGGAAGAUCGAUGACAAGCCAGUCAAAGUAGACAAGUGGGACGGGUCGGCUGUGAAGAAUUCCUUGGACGAUUCUGCCAAAAAGGUCCUCCUAGAGAAGUAUAAGUACGUGGAGAACUUUUGCCUGAUCGACGGCCGCCUCAUCAUUUGCACCAUUUCCUGCCUGUUUGCCAUUGUGGCUUUAAUAUGGGAUUACCUGCACCCCUUUCCCGAGUCGAAGCCGGUCCUCGCUUUCUGUGUCAUAUCGUAUUUCGUGAUGAUGGGCAUCCUCACCAUCUACACCUCGUACAAGGAAAAGAGCAUCUUCUUGGUGGCGCACAGGAUAGACCCCACGGGGAUGGACCCCGACGACAUCUGGCAGCUCUCCUCCAGCUUGAAGAGGUUCGACGACAAAUACACCCUCAAAAUGACCUUCAUCAGCGGCAGAACCAAGCAGCAGAGGGAGGCGGAGUUCACCCGCUCCAUCGCCAAAUUCUUGGACGCCAACGGCACCUUAGUCAUGGAGGCCUUUGAGCCAGAAGUCUCCAAGCUGCACGACAGCCUCCUCAUGGAAAGGAAGAUCAAGUAGGCUGCGGCUGAGACCCCUGCCUUCCUGCCGAGCGCGGGCCACGAAUAAGCCAAUAAAGCAAAAUAGCAACGAAUGUUAGCCUCUGUGUUUGUCCCCAACACCCCUUCAUCAUCUCCCUCUCUCUCUCUCUCCCCCCUUUCCUUUCCUUCUCGAAAAACAGGAGCAAGGGUCCGGCUAGGCUCGCUUCGCCUUGUGGCAAGUCCAGACGUCCCGCCUGACUCGUUACCUUACUUGCCGAGGACUUUUGAGACAAAGCGGCACCGCUCGGUCCUGUGUGCGAUUUUUCCUCCUUUUGCGAUGCUAUGUUUCAUGAGAGAGCUCCGUAGGAUUCGGCGCAUGGACGUGGCUGCUGGGCGCGGCUCUUUCUCUCUCUCUUUUUUUUUUUUUUUGCAUUAGGAAUUGGGGGCAAACGUGUUUUCUCAGUCCAGUUCUGUUUGGCCAGCAAGUUUUCUCUGUUUUUAUAUUUAUCAGGAAAGGGAGAGAGUUUGGGGUUUGUUUGUUUUUUAAAACAGGAAACAUUUUAUCGGUUACGAGGGCGAGUACGCUGGCCACGAAGGAUAUCCACAGGGCGGGGGGGGUGUUUCAGGGUGUCCUGUGUGUCGUCUCAUAUGAUUCAUUCCCCUCCCCAAACGCUGAAAUGAUCUCUUCCUUUCCCUCGUACGACUGCCAUUUUCUAAAAUGACUUUUUUUUUUCCAAUAAAAGGAGAACUGUGAAAAAA
Molecule: messenger RNA, 1481 nt
Organism: Heteronotia binoei (common prickly gecko)
Lineage: Eukaryota; Metazoa; Chordata; Lepidosauria; Squamata; Gekkonidae
Gene: SPCS2
Product: signal peptidase complex subunit 2
Exons: 5
Coding region: 121-762 (213 amino acids)
Biological process (GO): protein targeting to ER
Cellular component (GO): signal peptidase complex; membrane
Source: RefSeq, a predicted model, not a curated record